Messenger RNA from Oncorhynchus gorbuscha (pink salmon), 1794 nucleotides. RefSeq names its product zinc finger protein 501-like. Bases 277 to 1566 code for a protein of 429 amino acids. The transcript is spliced from 5 exons. The record is from RefSeq and is a predicted model, not a curated record. Lineage: Eukaryota; Metazoa; Chordata; Actinopteri; Salmoniformes; Salmonidae.
UUUGUGCUGCCAUCAGGUAGGUGGCUAGCAACUCCGCGUUUUCCAAGUUAUAAUAAAUAUAUUUAUGAGACGUGACUUUAUACGUUGCUGAUUUAAGGAUUACUGCCCCUACUAGAAUGCGGGAUCAUCUAAAUAGCUAGAACUCGUCGAAAAGGACAUAAACAGAGAGAGCAAGCUAACAGAAGUACUAGCAUCGUUAGCAUAGGUGUGUGGCUGUUUUGUUUGCUGCAGUGCUGUUAACGUCAGAAGCUGGCCUUUAUUGAUAAAGCACCGUAUAUGGAUCCUCACAUCAGUGUGAAAGACGAACCCACUAGUGAUGAUGACGUUACACACAGCUGGUGCAACCCUGUCCAGCCCUCACAAAUGGACUACAGUCAUGAAGGUGCUGUUGAUAAGUCUGAGAUGGAACCAGAUGACCUUCCAGGCCUCAGUGAGCCAAGAAAACCAACAUUAAAUGUGAUUGUCAAAGAGGAGGAGGAAGAUGAGGAUGAUGAGGAGGACAUGGUUGACCGAGGUUCAGACACUGACUACACACCAAGUCCCGCUGUGGUAGUGAAGGUGGGAGAACCCAAAGCACCAAAGAAUAAGAACACAGUAAAGAAACUUCACCAGUGCCCCGACUGUGGUAAAACCUUUGAGAGGCUGUCGCGUCUGAAGAGGCACGAGCCAUCACACUUGAGGAAGAUCAAGCACCCGUGCCCUGACUGCAACCAGUCUUUUGGCAACCUCUCAGUCCUGAAGAAACACAGGGCAACACACAAGAGCACAGAGAAGCUGACUCACCAGUGUCAACAAUGUGGCAAGACGUUUGAGAAGCUAUCGCGCCUCAGAAGGCACCAGCCCGUACACCAGAGGAGAAAGAGGAUGGACCACCCGUGUCCUAAAUGUGGCAAGACCUUCAAGAAGUUAUCUGGCCUGGUUCGGCACGAGAGAGGACACACCGGAGAGAAACCGUUCCCUUGCUCCCAGUGCGGGAAGAGCUUUGCCGACGACCGUCACCGGAAAGUGCACGAGCAGGCUCACCUAGGGAAGCUGGAGAGACCCCACUGCUGCUCUGACUGCGGGAUCUGCUUCCCCAAACCGUCCGAGCUUCGACGGCACCAACGUGCGCACACGGGAGAGAAACCGCACCGCUGCCCUGACUGUGGGAAGGCCUAUUCCCGGUCAGAGACUCUAAAGAGGCACCUUCUCAUCCACACGGGGGAGAGACCUCACCUCUGCACUGAUUGUGGGAAAAGCUUCAUUGACUUGCAGCAGUUGAAAUCUCACCAGCGGAUUCACACUGGAGAGAAACCAUUUCACUGCCCCGUGUGUGGGAAGGGUUUCUCACAGAGGGGUAACAUGAGGGCACACCAUCGGACUCACACAGGGGAGAAACUUCACCACUGUGCCGACUGCGGGGCCAGUCUCUCCACAUCCUCUAGUUUAAAAGAGCAUCAGCUCAUUCACACAGGAGAGAGGCCCUUCCAGUGUCUGGUCUGUGGCAAACGCUUUCUGCACAUCUGGAGACUCAGAAAACACCAGAAGACACACACACACACCGGACUGACACACACACCGGACUGACACACACACCGGACUGACACACACACCGGACUGACACACACACCGGACUGACACAUGCCGGACACACAUAAGGAAGACGUCUCUGUGUGCUUUGAAAGAGCAGCAACUGUAGUGUUGUACUACUACUACUACUAAUAUUAAUACUACUAAUAUUAAUACUACUAAUAGUUAAUACUACUAAUAGUUAAUACUACUAAUAUUAAUACUACUAAGUUAAUACUACUAAUA